AUGAGUCCCCCCGCCGCCCUCGAUGUCAACCUCGUAGGAGUGACCGACACUUCGACCGUCCCUGUCCCGGAUCCUCUUGCUGUCAAUGGCGUCUCCGCGUGGAGGCAAAAGACCGCGAAGGUCCCUACUGGCGUGGCGGCGGCAUGCAACAGUGAUAUGUUCAAGAGCCCGGCUUGCUAUACUAAGCCCAAGGCCAAGCGUUUUGAGCACCGAUUCUCUGUUGAGUCCAAGGCUCGCAAGGCGUCCACCCUAAAGACUGCUGCUGGUUAUCUCAAGAACCCAGGUCUUAUUUCACUUGGUGGUGGAUUGCCCUCCUCUGAAUACUUCCCCUUCGAGCACCUCGACAUCAAGGUCCCUACUGCCCCCGGAUUCUCCCCCGAAGAAACCCAGAAGACAGGCACAGUGUUGCGCGCUGGCAAGCAUGAUAUUCAGGAAGGAAAGAGCGUUUAUGACUUGGAGAUUGCUCUUAACUACGGUCAGGCUACCGGAGCCGCGCCGUUGCUUCGUUUCGUGACUGAACACACUGAGAUUAUCCACGCUCCCCCAUACUCUGACUGGCAAUGCACCCUAACAGCUGGCAGCACCUAUGCCUGGGACACUGCCCUCCGUUUGCUGUGUGAGCGGGGCGACUACAUUCUCAUGGAAGAAUACACUUUUGCCAGUGCAGCCGAGACUGCCUUCCCCUUGGGUUUGAAGGUCGCUGGUAUUCCCAUGGACGAGCAAGGUCUUCUCCCCGAAGCCAUGGAUGACAUUCUCAGCAACUGGGAUGUCAAGGCCCGUGGGGCCCGCAAGCCUCAUGUGCUGUACACCAUCCCAACAGGUCAGAACCCCACUGGUGCAACUCAGACCGCGGAUCGCCGUCGCGCAGUUUACAAGGUAGCCCAGAAGCACGAUAUCAUCAUUGUCGAAGAUGAGCCCUAUUACUUCCUGCAAAUGCAGCCCUACGUCGGCGAGGACGCUAAACCAGUUCCUCCUCCCGCUACCCACGAGGAGUUCAUCAAGUCCCUUGUUCCCUCAUUCCUGAGCAUGGAUGUGGAUGGCCGUGUGGUUCGUCUUGAAUCCUUCUCCAAGGUCAUUUCUCCCGGUAGUCGUGUCGGAUGGAUCGUUGCCUCCGAACAGGUCAUCGAGCGCUUCAUCCGUAAUUUCGAGGUCUCUUCGCAAAACCCCAGCGGUAUUGCCCAGGUGGCUCUCUUCAAGCUCCUCGAUGAGCACUGGGGCCACUCUGGAUACCUCGACUGGUUGAUCAACCUGCGCAUGUCCUACACCACUCGUCGUGACUCCCUUGUUCACGCUUGUGAAAAGCACCUGCCCCGCGAGAUUGCCCAUUGGGAGGCCCCGGCGGCAGGCAUGUUCCACUGGAUCAAGGUCGAUUGGCGCAAGCAUCCCGGCAUCAGCGCCGGCAAGACCCAUGCCCAAAUCGAAGAAGAUAUCUUCUUGACUGCCGUCGACGCAGGCGUUCUGCUCUCGCGCGGUAGCUGGUUCAAGCCUGACCACGACACUGUUGAGGAGAACAUGUUCUUCCGUGCGACCUUCGCCGCUGCUUCCUCCGAAAAGAUCGACGAGGCUAUCUCUCGAUUCGCCGCGUCCCUUCGCAGUCAAUUCGGCCUGUAA
This is a messenger RNA of Penicillium olsonii, 1611 nucleotides long. Lineage: Eukaryota; Fungi; Ascomycota; Eurotiomycetes; Eurotiales; Aspergillaceae. The record is from the annotation of a GenBank genome assembly.